Molecule: messenger RNA, 2574 nt
Organism: Talaromyces atroroseus
Lineage: Eukaryota; Fungi; Ascomycota; Eurotiomycetes; Eurotiales; Trichocomaceae
Product: putative beta-glucosidase A
Exons: 6
Coding region: 1-2574 (857 amino acids)
Biological process (GO): glucan catabolic process
Molecular function (GO): beta-glucosidase activity
Source: RefSeq, a predicted model, not a curated record
AUGCGUGCUCUCUGGUGGACAGCAUCAUUAUUGACCUCGGCAGUUGCUGCAGGACAGGAUGGUGAAGCAUACUCUCCUCCAUCCUAUCCCUCUCCAUGGGGCGAGGGAAAAGGAGACUGGGCAGAUGCAUACGAAAAAGCCAGAGAUUUUGUAAGCAAGCUGACUCUUGCGGAAAAGGUCAAUUUGACUACUGGAACCGGGUGGAUGGAAGGCGCAUGUGUCGGGGAAACAGGCUCCAUUCCACGUCUCGGGUUUCGCGGACUGUGUCUGCAAGAUGGUCCGUUAGGCGUGAGAUUUACCGGCGUCAAUGUCGCCGCAACCUGGGACCGAUCACUUGCCCAUCUCCGCGGGCAGGCAAUGGGCAAAGAAUUUGGUGCCAAAGGCGCCGAUAUCCAACUUGGCCCCGUAGCUGGCCCCUUGGGUCGAACGCCAGAGGGCGGCCGGAACUGGGAAGGAUUCAGCCCUGAUCCCAUGCUCACCGGUGUGCUCAUGGCCGAAACGAUCAAGGGAAUACAGGAUGCGGGUGUGAUUGCGUGCGCGAAGCAUUACAUUCUCAACGAACAAGAGCAUUUUCGACUGGUGGGCGAAGCGAAGGGUUACGGCUAUAAUAUUUCUGCUAGUGCAAGCAGUAACAUUGACGACAAGACGUUGCACGAGUUGUACUUAUGGCCGUUCGCCGAUGCUGUGCGCGCCGGAGUGGGCUCUGUCAUGUGUUCGUACAAUCAAGUCAACAACAGCUAUGCAUGCGCGAAUAGCUACACGUUGAACAACCUGCUGAAGGGGGAACUCGAUUUCCAGGGAUUCGUGAUGAGCGAUUGGGGAGCCCACACUUCUGGAGUGAGCAGUACCUUGGCUGGAUUGGACAUGUCCAUGCCCGGUGACACUGCGUUCGAUACAGGUGAUUCCUACUGGGGAACGAAUCUGACCAUCUCCGUGGUGAACGGAACAGUUCCUAGCUACCGCCUCGACGACAUGGCCAUUCGCAUCAUGGCCGCCUUCUACAAGGUAGGCCGUGAUCGUCAUCAGGUACCUGUGAACUUCAACUCAUGGACUCGCGAUACAUAUGGUCCCAUACAUGCAGUUGUUGGACCCGAGUACGGUGUUGGCCGUGUCAACGAGCGUGUUGAUGUACGCGGCAAUCAUGCUGCACUGAUCCGUGGCAUUGGAGCCGCCAGCACCGUUCUCCUAAAGAACGCAGCAGGUGUGCUUCCUCUCACCGGAUUGGAGAAUUUCACCGCAAUCUUUGGAUCAGACGCCCGUGCGGAUCCCCUCGGUGCAAAUGGCUGUGGUGAUCAUGGCUGUGACAAUGGCACUCUCGCCAGCGGCUGGGGAAGUGGUACGAGCAGUUUCCCAUACCUCGUGACUCCCGAAGAGGCUAUCAAAGAGGAGAUUCUGUCCAAAGGCGCUGGUAUCGUCGACUCCGUCACGGAUGACUGGGCUUACGACAAAAUCCAAGCCCUGGCCUCUCAAGCCGACGUGUCUCUUGUUUUCGUCAACUCCGACUCCGGCGAGAAUUUCAUCUCAGUUGACGGCAACGAAGGAGACCGUAACAACUUGACCCUCUGGAAAGACGGCGACGAGCUUAUCCGCAACGUCGCUGCGGAAAACAACAACACCAUUGUGGUUAUCCAUAGCGGUGGCCCCGUCCUGGUUGGCGAUUGGUACGAGAACCCCAAUGUCACCGCAAUACUCUGGGCAGGCAUGCCCGGCCAAGAGACUGGCAAUUCCAUCGCAGAUAUCCUGUACGGCCGCGUCAACCCCGGUGGCAAAACCCCAUUUACAUGGGGGAAAAGUCGCACUGAUUACAGCACCGACGUUCUAUACACCCCUAACAAUGGCAUCCAUGCGCCGCAAAUCGACUUCACGGAAGGCAUAUUCAUCGACUACCGUGGCUUUGACAAAGUGAAUAUAACCCCAGUGUACGAAUUCGGGUUCGGACUCAGCUAUACAACCUUCGAGUACUCAGACUUGCAUGUUGAGAGUGUUCACGCAGACCCAUACAAGCCAACGACAGGAUUUACUAGUCCUGCGCCGGCAACAGCUGGGAAUUACAGCAAGAACUGGUCGGAUUAUCUCUUCCCCACGGGUAUCCUGCGAAUCCCACUGUUCCUCUACCCAUGGCUGAACACCACCGAUCCAGCGCGUGCAUCAGCUGAUCCUGAUUAUGGGAUGGCGGCAGACAAAUAUCUGCCCCCGAAUGCUACCUCCGGUGCUGCGCAGCCCUUGCACCCGGCAGGGGGGGCACCGGGAGGAAACCCAGGUCUCUAUGACGAGGUAGCCAUUGUCACGGCGAAUAUCACUAAUACCGGGUCUGUGUCGGGCGACGAGGUGCCUCAGCUCUACGUAUCCCUUGGUGGCCCCGAUGAUCCGAAAGUUGUCCUACGUGGCUUCGAUCGUAUCUCGUUCUACCCCCAAGAAACGAAGCAGUUCAAAGUGGCGCUGACCAGGAGGGAUGUCUCAAACUGGGACGUGGUGUCUCAGAAUUGGGUUGUAACAAAUUAUACAAAAACUGUAUAUGUUGGGAGCUCUUCGCGUGAUUUGCAGCUGAAGGCGCCUCUCAAAUUAGUGCUAUAG